AUGGCCACGAUGACCAACGAUGAAAAGACUUCUUCCCAUGAUCUCAAUUCUCUCCUUGGUUCGGAUGAAAGAGAUUUUCUUAUACGGCAAAACAAUGAUCAGGUAAAGAUCAGUUCUUUGAUUGGAAAGACAGUGGGAAUUUAUUUCUCUGCAGCUUGGUGUGGUCCUUGUCGCCGUUUCACCCCAAAGUUAGUGCAAGCUUACCAAGAACUUUCUGAAAAAUCUGACUUUGAAGUGGUGUUCAUCUCUUUUGAUAAAGAUGAGGAGGCAUUUAGUGGUUAUUUUGGAAAGAUGCCGUGGCUUGCUCUUCCUUUCUCCGAUUUGGGGACAAGGAAGCGGCUUGAGAGAUUAUUUAAACUGAGGGUGAUCCCUUUUCUCGUGAUCCUUGGCAAGGAUGGUGUUUCUAAUGAUGCCGGUGUUGAAAUAAUCUCUGAUUAUGGUGCUGAAGGGUACCCUUUUACUUCUGAAAGACUAGAUCAAUUAAAGGAGGAAACAGAGAAAACCAAAAGAGAACAAUCUUUGAUGUCCCUACUGGUUAAUGUUCCCCGUGACUAUCUGCUUUCAAAUGAUGCAAAUAAGGUUCCUGUGAAUGAGCUUGAAGGGAAAACGGUAGGACUGUAUUUUUCAGAAAAUUCCCAUAAAGGAUGCCUUGAAUUUACCAAGGUGCUCAUUGAAGUAUAUAAGAAGCUCAGAGACAGAGGAGAAAAUUUCGAAGUUGUGCUCGUGUCUUUAGAUGAAGAAGAACAAGAUUUUAGAGCCAAUUUUGGAACCAUGCCAUGGUUAUCUUUGCCUUUCAAGGACCAGAACUGUGAGAAACUGUCGAGGUACUUCCAAAUCAGGGACCUUCCGGCAUUAGUUGUAAUGGGUCCAGAUGGGAAGACUCAGCACCCAAAUGCAGUUGAAUCGAUUGAAGAACAUGGGGAUGAGGCAUAUCCUUUUAUGCCCGAAGAGUGUGCUAAGUUAGGAAAGGCAAAAGCCGAAUCACAGACAUUGGAAUCCAUCCUGGUUCAUGAAGAUAAGGACUUUGUCAUUGCCAAAGAUGGAUCAAAGGUUAAAGUUACUGAACUUGUUGGAAAGACGAUCCUCUUGUACUUUUCUGCCGAAUGGUGUCCUCCUUGUCGGGAUUUCCUACCUAAAUUUAUAUCAGUUUACGAAGAAAUCAAGGCAAAGGAUGACGCAUUUGAAGUGAUUUACAUCUCCAGUGAUCGCAAUCAAUUAUCUUUUGAUGACUACUUCUACGCCAUGCCUUGGUUAGCCCUUCCUUUUAAUGAUGAGAGGAAGGCGUUUCUACACCGCAGUUUCAGGAUCAAAGGCAUCCCUGCAGUUGUAGCAAUUGGGCCUGAUGGCAGGACAGUGAAUACUCACGUCAGGCAGCUUAUACAAGCUUAUGGAGCGGAAGCUUACCCCUUCAACACAGACCGUGUAAAGCAGCUAGAGGAAAAAGUUGAAGAAAUGGCGAAAGGGUGGCCGAAGAAAGUGAAGCAUGAACUCGAUCAUAAGCAUAACUUGAUCCUGACACGACGCUCAGGAUACAAGUGUGAUGGAUGCCAAGACAUGGGAUAUGGAUGGUCAUACUCAUGUGAUGACUGUAACCUCGAUCUUCAUCCGAAAUGUGCUCUGAAGAAGGAAAUAUGGAAACCUGAGAAACACAGUAAAGAUGGAUAUGUAUGUGAUGGAGAUGUGUGCCGUAAAGCAUGA
Oldenlandia corymbosa var. corymbosa is the source of this 1698-nucleotide messenger RNA. The record is from the annotation of a GenBank genome assembly. NCBI's taxonomy places the organism in Eukaryota, Viridiplantae, Streptophyta, Magnoliopsida, Gentianales, Rubiaceae.